Bactrocera latifrons is the source of this 1268-nucleotide messenger RNA. RefSeq lists its product as uncharacterized. Lineage: Eukaryota; Metazoa; Arthropoda; Insecta; Diptera; Tephritidae. The record is from RefSeq and is a predicted model, not a curated record. The transcript has 2 exons. Gene Ontology annotation, molecular function: sequence-specific DNA binding. Bases 101 to 1153 code for a protein of 350 amino acids.
GCGACGAGAUCAAAGUGUUUGUUUAUCAUCUGUGAAUUGUCAAAUAAUUCAGUUUAGUAUUUUGUAAAAAAAUUGCGGAGGUAAAAAUAUUUUUACAAUAAUGCCCUACAAAGCUUGUGUUUAUAAAGGCUGCGAAAAUUACACAUACGAUUGCGCACCUUGCGGCAAUAAAAAAUUUACCCUUUUUCGAUUCCCAAAAGAACCCGCUCGAUAUGAACAAUGGAUGAAAAGAGGUAAAGUUACCGAUGGAUUGCCGGAAACACAAAUGCUAAUGUGUUCCGACCAUUUUGAAGGAAAAUAUAUCGUAAGAAACGCCCGGCGAACAAUGUUGACAAACACAGCGGUGCCACUUCCGUAUCAGGAAGAAAUCGCUGAUAUGGAGGAAGGCGAGGAUAAUAUCGAAAGGGAAUGUGAAGUUGGGCUGGUUAAAGUAGCUGAUGCCUUAGACACAGAAAUGGUGUUUUCAAUACAUGGUGAUUUAAAUGAUAGUUCUACUCUAAUUAGAGUUAAAGAAAGUGGUUGUGAGGAUGAUGAUGAAGAUGGAUUGCUGGAGUACGAGAGAGUAGAUAAUAACUUAGAAGCAGAAUACUGUGUUGAAUCCACAACAACAAUGAAGGAUGCUGAUGAUGUACAGACAGAAGUGAAAGACAUAUUUUUAGUGGAUAGAGUAUAUGAAGAGGAACAAUUAUCAGGUACAAUAAGGCAUCCAGGACAAAARGACAUGUCCUUCAAGGGUUUAAAAACAAAUAGUAUCAAAAGGCGCAUUACAAAUUCGAGCGUCGAUGAAACCCAAGAACCUUCUAGCUCUAAAGUUAUCACAUCCAAGUUUAAUAACUUUAAUAACAACACUAACGAUAAUGGUACAACAGCUUCCAAACGUAAAAUAAUCCAAAGAAGUGAGGAUAAUAACAAAUACGUUAAGUCAAAAAUACGGAAAGAAAAUGUAACACGUCAAGACUCUCCAAAAAUAAACUCGGAAUCCUUGGUGAAUGCGGGAGCUGUCACAUGUUUUAUUUUUAAGGGUGAAGAAUACGUACAAAUGCCUAAGGAGUAUUACAUACAGGAAAAAGUUGAGCUUAUGGAGAAAUUAAAUAAUUAUGAAAAGAUUUUACGAACAUUUAAACAAAACUUAAUUAAYUUGGAAUUGUCAUAAAAAAGAAAAAUACGGAGAUAAGAUUUUAUUUAAAUAUAUUGUAGUUUCAAUUUAAGCCUUACMAAAUAUUUUAUUUUGUUUCUUUAUUUUAACAAAUAAUAAAGAAUUUACGUAA